Messenger RNA from Volvox carteri f. nagariensis, 1821 nucleotides. RefSeq lists its product as uncharacterized. NCBI's taxonomy places the organism in Eukaryota, Viridiplantae, Chlorophyta, Chlorophyceae, Chlamydomonadales, Volvocaceae. The transcript is spliced from 7 exons. Gene Ontology annotation, cellular component: nucleus. Bases 1 to 1821 code for a protein of 606 amino acids. The record is from RefSeq and is a predicted model, not a curated record.
AUGGUUCCCAUCCCUCACCUUGUUCUGUCCCUCCGCCUGUCCCUUUCUGCGACACCUCUGCACACACCUAUUGUAUCUAUGCGGGCCCCCAUCUCCCGUACUUCCCGUACUCUACGGCCAUUAUCCAACCCCUGGGGAGCAGCUGCGGGCGGACCCAUCAUCAACCUGGGGUCAGCUGGGAAUACCCUGGUGGCGGGUAAUGUCAGUACUCCAGGGAGCGGGGAUGCGGGUGCCCGGGCGCUAUCUGGGGGCCUCACGCUGGCGGGCCAGCAGGCGGUACCCGUUUUGACCGUCUCUGUCGCGGGGCCCAUCACUACGUUCACGCGGGGUCAAAGCUCCGACUUUCGCAUCUUCUCAUUCUCGCUGGCCACCGUCUCCAAAUCCGCCAACGAGUCCGAGGCGCAGCAGCAGCAGCAGCUGCAGCAGCAGAAGGAGCUCCUGAAGAAGGAGCUCCCCCGGCUGGCGGCCAUGCAGCACCAGGCGCUGAAGGGCGCCAGAGAUGCGCUCAAAGAAGACAAGGAACGCAAGAAGCAGGAGCAGCAGGAUAAGGCAAAACAGAUGCAGAAGGAUCGGAAACAUUCGGACGGGAAGCCCGUCGACGAUGCUGAUGAUGAUGAUCGGGAUAAGGGGAAUGACGGCAAGGAUAAGGGCAAGGGCGACGGCAAGGAUAAGGGCAAGGGAGAUAACGGCAAUGACAAGGGCAAGGGAGAUAACGGCGGUGAUAAGACCGGCAAGGGAGAUAACGGCGGUGAUAAGACCGGCAAGGGAGAUAACGGCGGUGAUAAGACCGGCAAGGGAGAUAACGGCGGUGAUAAGACCGGCAAGGGAGAUAACGGCGGUGAUAAGACCGGCAAGGGAGAUAACGGCGGUGAUAAGACCGGCAAGGGAGAUAAUGGCGCAUGCCCCGACUGGUCUGUAUGUGUCUUGCGUGUCCUAGACCUGCGCAGCGGCGGCGCGGGUGGCUUUGUACGGGUGCAACACGAGGAGCUCCCUAACUUCCCGUCUCAAGACUCCAUCAACACUGUGGGUCAAGUGACCACCUUUGGAGCCACUAACAUAUUCGGAUGGACCAGGGCCAUCGUGCGGUCCUUCGGCUCAGCUCUGGGCACCAACCGCACCCGUGUGCAGUCCCAGGGUGGGGGUUUCGGCACCGGCAUCACCAGCACCAGUGUAUACACGGUUGGGGUGACCCAGCUGCAGGAGGUGCUGUGUAAGCCAGCUAAAGACGGGAAGGGAUGGCAGCAGGAGGAGCGGCAGGAGGCGCAGGGACAGGAUCAGAAGCAAAAGCGGAUUCACACGCUGCGAGAGGGAGACAAGCUCCUUCCUGACAAGGCGGAGCUUCUGGACACCGGCAAUGGCGACGGCAGCAGCUAUGGCGGAAGCGGUGACGGUUCCGGUGAUGCGCUUUCCGAGCUGUUACGAGCUGCAGCUGUCGCACCGCUGCCCGGGGACCUCUUCCUGUCGGACCGUGGCGGUGGCUCUGAGAGAGACGCACGCAAUGUUCGCCUGUUCGUCGAGGCAGAUGAGGACGAUGGUGGGUUCAAGGGCGCCGGCGUUUCUGAUGAUGGAAUUGGGCGGGCCACUCGCAGUGGCGGUAGAAGCGACGGAAAGGGAAAGGGAAACGGAAAGGGCAGCGGAAAGAAUGGUGUCAACAUAGCUAGCAAGGGCGUGAUCUACAACUCAGCCGAUGAAUGCGAGGAGGCGCUACGACAGCAGGCGGAGCAGCAGGAGAAGCAGGAGAAGCAGCGGCAGCAGCAGCAGCAGCACGCGAAGCACCAGCAGCAUCAGCACCAGCACCAGCAGCAGCAGGGAAAGCACUAG